AUGCUUUGCGGAAGAAACCGUAUAUUGUUGAAAAAAGUGCGCUGCGCCAGCACGUAUGUUUUACCCUUUGAGGAAAUUCCCUCUCCGAGAGGGCUUCCCCUCGUCGGUACGACUUUGGCUUUGCUUGCUGCUGGAUCCACUCCGAAAUUGCACAAGUACGUGGACAAAAGGCAUAAGAAGUUUGGAUCGAUUUUUAAGGAAAAGAUUGGGCCUAUUGAUUGCGUGUUUAUUUCCGACCCCGACGAGAUGAGAUCUGUUUUCGCACAAGAAGGGAAAUUUCCUAUUCACAUAUUACCUGAAUCCUGGACCGUUUACAACGAGCUACACGGUUGUUCUAGAGGCUUAUUCUUUAUGAACGGCGAAGAAUGGCUUUAUUUCAGACGCAUAAUGAACAAACUGCUGUUAAAGGGCGAUUUAACUUGGAUCGAUCAGGCCUGCGAAGAAGUAAGCAAUAUAAUCGUCGAUAAAAUUAAGUAUAAUAAAGUGGAAUGCCAGGAGUAUAAAACAUUGGAAGCGGAUUUAUAUAAAUGGUCUUUGGACGUUAUAGUGUGUGUCUUGUUAGGCGUUGAUGUUUAUCGAAGUGCAUCCAAGAGUCUGGAUAAAUUGGUUAAGCAAGCAUCUAAAACGGUGCACUUAGUCUUUGAGACAAGCGCUAAAUUGUCUUUAAUCCCGGCCAGAUUGGCGGCCAAAUAUCGCAUUCCGGCGUGGAAAAGGUUCGAAAAAUCGGUUGAUUCCGCAUUAAUGAUAGCCAAUGAGCUGGUGACACAUUUAUUAGACAAUUAUCCACACGGUGACGGACUUCUGCACAAAAUGCAACAAGAGGAAAUAAAAAAAUCUGAAUUGAUACGGAUCGUAUGUGAUUUGAUUCUUGCUGCGGGUGAUACCACAGCAUACUCGAUGCAGUGGAUCCUUUAUUUAAUAGCUAAAAAUCCUGUAAUACAAAAUAAUUUACGACAUAACCUACAAAAUAAUUCAUCUACCCUGCAAAAGAAUAUCCUAAAGGAAAGCCUAAGACUAUAUCCGGUAGCUCCUUUUUUAACCAGAUACCUUCCUCAAGAAGCCACGGUGAAUGGCUAUAGAAUCUCCGCUGGCACUCUUUUAAUUUUUUCUAUAUACACCAGUGGAAGGGAUACAAAUUAUUUUAAAAACCCGGAAGAGUUUAAUCCAGACCGGUGGCUAAGAAAGGGUACGAAUUUAGCUGCAAAAGCAACACUGCCGUUUGCUAUGGGUGUUAGAUCUUGUAUAGGAAAAAAAAUUGCCGAAAGCCAAAUUCAGCUGACUUUGUCCAAAUUGGUUAAAAAUUUUGAUAUUGAAUUGUGUAAUAAAAAGGAUGUGGAAGUGGUACUGAAAAUGGUCGCUGUUCCUAGUCAUCCCAUAAGACUGAAAUUUAAUAACAUUUAG
Molecule: messenger RNA, 1401 nt
Organism: Brassicogethes aeneus
Lineage: Eukaryota; Metazoa; Arthropoda; Insecta; Coleoptera; Nitidulidae
Source: the annotation of a GenBank genome assembly